Molecule: messenger RNA, 1848 nt
Organism: Procambarus clarkii (red swamp crayfish)
Lineage: Eukaryota; Metazoa; Arthropoda; Malacostraca; Decapoda; Cambaridae
Source: RefSeq, a predicted model, not a curated record
AUGGGAAAGCGGAGUGGUGUCAAGAAACAGCGGGGUGGUGUCAAGAAACAGCGGGGUGGUGCCAAGAAACAGCUGAGUUGUGCCAAGAAACAGCGGAGUGGUGCCAAGAAACAGCGGAGUGGUGCCAAGAAACAGCGGGGUGGGGCCAAGAAACAGCGGAGUGGUGCCAAGAAACAGCGGGGUGGUGUCAAGAAACAGCGGGGUGGUGUCAAGAAACAGCGGAGUGGUGCCAGGAAACAGCGGAGUGUUGUCAAGAAACAGCGGGGUGGUGCCAAGAAACAGCGGAGUGGUGCCAAGAAACAGCGGAGUGGUGCCAAGAAACAGCGGAGUUGUGCCAAGAAACAGCGGAGUGGUGCCAAGAAACAGCGGAGUGGUGCCAAGAAACAGCAGAGUUGUGCCAAGAAACAGUGGAGUGGUGCCAAGAAACAGCGGAGUGGUGCCAAGAAACAGCGGGGUGGUGUCAAGAAACAGAGGGGUGGUGUCAAGAAACAGCGGGGUGGUGCCAAGAAACAGCGGAGUGGUGUCAAGAAACAGCGGGGUGGUGUCAAGAAACAGCGGAGUGGUGUCAAGAAACAGCGGAGUGGUGUCAAGAAACAGCGGAGUGGUGUCAAGAAACAGCGGGGUGGUGUCAAGAAACAGCGGAGUGGUGCCAAGAAACAGCGGAGUGGUGUCAAGAAACAGCGGGGUGGUGCCAAGAAACAGCGGAGUGGUGUCAAGAAACAGCGGAGUGGUGUCAAGAAACAGCAGGGUGGUGCAAAGAAACAGCGGAGUGGUGUCAAGAAACAGCGGAGUGGUGUGAAGAAAACGCGGAGUGGUGCCAAGAAACAGCGGAGUGCUGCCAAGAAACAGCGGAGUGGUGUCAAGAAACAGCGGAGUGGUGCCAAGAAACAGCGGAGUGGUGUCAAGAAACAGCGGAGUGGUGUCAAGAAACAGCGGGGUGGUGCCAAGAAACAGCGGAGUGGUGUCAAGAAACAGCGGAGUGGUGCCAAGAAACAGCGGAGUGGUGCCAAGAAACAGCGGAGUGGUCGGAGUGGUGUCAAGAAACAGCGGGAUGGUGUCAAGAAACAGCGGAGUGGUGUCAAGAAACAGCGGGGUGGUGUCAAGAAACAGCAGAGUGGUGUCAAGAAACAGCUGGGUGGUGUCAAGAAACAGCGGGGUGGUGCCAAGAAACAGCGGAGUGGUGUCAAGAAACAGCAGGGUGGUGUCAAGAAACAGCGGGGUGGUGCCAAGAAACAGCGGAGUGGUGUCAACAAACAGCGGGGUGGUGCCAAGAAACAGCGGAGUGGUGUCAACAAACAGCGGGGUGGUGCCAAGAAACAGCGGAGUGGUGUCAAGAAACAGCGGGGUGGUGUCAAGAAACAGCGGAGUGGUGUCAAGAAACAGCGGGGUGGUGCCAAGAAACAGCGGGGUGGUGUCAAGAAACAGCAGAGUGGUGCCAAGAAACAGCGGAGUGGUGUCAAGAAACAGCGGGGUGGUGUUAAGAAACAGCGGAGUAGUGUCAAGAAACAGCCGGGUGGUGUCAAGAAACAGCGGAGUGGUGUCAACAAACAGCGGGGUGGUGCCAAGAAACAGCGGAGUGGUGUCAAGAAACAGCGGGGUGGUGUCAAGAAACAGCGGAGUGGUGCCAAGAAACAGCGGGGUGGUGUCAAGAAACAGCGGAGAGGUGCCAAGAAACAGCGGGGUGGUGUCAAGAAACAGCGGAGUGGUGCUAAGAAACAGCGGAGUGGUGCCAAGAAACAGCGGAGUGGUGCCAAGAAACAGCGGAGUGGUGCCAAGCAUCCCAGUCAAUCUUUGCCUGACAAUACAUAUAUAAGUCUAUCGUUCAUAUUCCAGACACUGAGACCUUAA